AUGGAGCUCCGCCCUAAACUUACCAACGUUCUACAACACUCAAGCAAGACUUCCACUUCCACUGCCUCCGAUGCCCAAACUCCAACCAAGACGAAGAGCAUCAACACCAAAGACAAGCGCAACAUCAAGAUUGGCAUUGCUGCGCUCCGUACCGUCAGCAAAUGGACCGAAAAAGCUGCACUGACGCUAGAGAAGCUCGAGGGCCAAGAGGCGUCGAAGCACUGCCAAGAUCGCCAGGCGCGCUUGCUCGCAGAAGAUGGUAGCAAAGGGUACGGAAAGCAAGUCCAAGAUACUGGGGUAUGGAGAGAUACCGUAGUAUACCCGGUACCUGCCCAGGUUGAUAGUGCUAGGGGGAUCGAGGCACACGAACAGCCAAGAGUGUACAGAGCACCAGCACCUGCCAGCCAAGGAGAAAGUCACAUUGCGGCCAGCGCUGUCGAGGUACCUAUCGUUCAGACUCAUCAUGCACAUGUCUUGGCUUCCGUUGAGGAGUACUAUGACGAAAGCAGUGAUGACGACAAGCAUGGCAGUACCUCUAGGCAGAUCGGUCUCAACAGCUCCACAGACGUUGACGCAGAUGAAGAUACCGAUGAGGAAGAUACUUCUGAUGACUCUAGCGACGAUGAGAAGGAGGAUGGCAGCGAUGACGACUCGGAUAGCUCGGCGCAUGAUAGCUCUGAUGAUGCUGAUGAUUCGGACGAGGAGGAGUUAGAGGCCGAACAUCUCACGACCGUGAAUGCCAAGAAGUGA
Molecule: messenger RNA, 750 nt
Organism: Alternaria incomplexa
Lineage: Eukaryota; Fungi; Ascomycota; Dothideomycetes; Pleosporales; Pleosporaceae
Exons: 2
Coding region: 1-750 (249 amino acids)
Source: RefSeq, a predicted model, not a curated record